Electrophorus electricus (electric eel) is the source of this 2897-nucleotide messenger RNA. RefSeq names its product ubiquitin specific peptidase 18 (gene usp18). Gene Ontology annotation, biological process: protein deubiquitination. Gene Ontology annotation, molecular function: cysteine-type deubiquitinase activity. Lineage: Eukaryota; Metazoa; Chordata; Actinopteri; Gymnotiformes; Gymnotidae. The record is from RefSeq and is a predicted model, not a curated record. Gene Ontology annotation, cellular component: cytosol; nucleus.
CUCGCCGUGUGAAUGAAUUCUAGUGUUGCGUCACUCGAAGAGAAACCAAAGAAUGAAAUGAAAGUGAAAGUUAAAUGUUUUCGUCACCAUACAAACGAUAAGAUUUGUUUCAUUAGAUGUGUUUAUUUGCCGACAGGUGGAACAUCUACACAGGUGCCAUCAAAUAAUCUUCACCUAUACUGGUAACUACUUGUGGGCUGUAAUUAUUGGAUGGGAUUGGAAAUGUCUAGGUAUAGUAUGGACAGAAGAGUCUUAGGCAUUAGGGGGCUUUUAAACUUUGGACUGUCUUGCUGUGUAAAUGCUGUUCUUCAGUCAUUCUCAGCCACUACAGAAUUGCUUGAGUUGUUGAAGAGAUGGCAGCCUUCUGGUAGGCUUGAAGAAAAACUCAAUGUUCCCCUGCAGCUUAAGAAGGCGCUGUGUGCCAUGAGAGAACAGCUAGAGCCUGCUCCUCAUCGACGCUUCCUUGAUUGCCUUCACCAUUACCAAAUUUGCUGGUACACUGCGCAUGAUGCUGACGAAGUGUUCCACUCUAUUCUCAACCUCAUUGAGAAGCAGAUGUCUGACCAAGACCUGGCUACAGAGAUCAAAAAUCUUUUCAAGAUCAAAGUGGAGGGUCACAUUCUGUGUUCAGAGUGCACAUACACACAUCAUGUCCCCACCUACUUUUUGAGCCUUCCGCUGCAUGUCCGUGAGGAUACGAACACCUUAGAAGACUGCAUUCGCUCUUUCUUUGAGUGCCAGAAAUUAGAAGACGGUGAAUUGUUCUACUGUGAGAGGUGUGGUGAAAAGACACAAUCAUCUCAGAUGUUUAAGCUUGUUUCACUGCCAUCCAUCCUGUGUAUACAUCUGAAGAGAUUCAGAAAUUCUGAAGGCUAUACCAGAAAGCUUUACUGUGAAGUCAGCUUCCCAAAAAUCAUCAACAUAGCUGAAGUGUUGCAUAAAGAACAUCCAGAAAUGCCUGAGAAUAGGUACAGUCUGUAUGCAGUCAUAGUUCAUUCUGGGAAAGCAAUGUUCGGGCACUACACAGCAUAUGUCUGUUCCUUGGACGGGAAAUGGUAUUACACGAAUGACAGCUGCGUGCGUGAAGCCAGCUGGGAGGAAGUUCAACAAACAUACAGAGGCCAUUUGGGAUCUUAUACUGCAUAUAUGCUUCUGUACAGGAGAGCCAGUUCAGAUAUAGUACAGACCUCCUCAGAAUGAAGCUCGAGUCCCUGUAAAAUCUCCCUUCUUUCGUCAGGCUAAGGAGAAAAAAAAGACUAAUUAUUGAAACAAUUCAUUUUAUUUGCAUAUAGUUUCUAUGUGAUGAAAUUUUGUUUCACGCUGGUAAUUGUUAACUAUUGUUGUCAGAAAAGGCCAAGAUGAAUCAGACAGUUCAAAUAUUUAUUUUCAAGAUCAUUUUGUUAAUUAAUUGUCAUUUUUUAAUGUUGACUUUUCCACCCACAAGGUGUCACUGGUCAUGCAGUGAUUGUAAGCCCUGGUUAACAAAAGAUUUUGUAUAUUUUUGCAAACUAAAUCCAAAAUAUUUUUCAGAAUUUCUGUAGUUUGUUUGGUCCAGAUUACAUAUUAUAUAUAGUAUGGAAAAGUGGUACCAUGGAAAGUGGAGACUCUCUAUGUAGGCAGACUGCUGGACACUGGUGAGGGAUGUUCCUAAGACCAAAUAUAAUUUACAAGUAUAUUUGUACAUAUUUACAUGUAAUACAGUGAUUGCUUCCUGUCUGAGUUUCUGAAUUUCAAACUAUAUUUAGUCUGAUUUAAUAGUGGGUUGUAGUAGUUUAAAGAAAAUUGUAGUUUAAAGAAAACUUCAAAGGUUUAGUGAAUCUUUCAUGUCUUUGGUGACGGCUUAAUUAGGAUUAGUCAUCAAUAACCAUUGUGAGUACUUCAGUUAAUGACCAUUCAUGAUUUAUGCUGUCCAAGUCCAAUCAAAAUCUUACUUCAGGCCUUUAUAUUAGAGUGAACUUUGCAGCGCACAGGUUGUUAAACUAAGCACAUCAUUGCCAGAAAAAAGAGAGUUUCCUGAAGACCUCAGAAAAAGGUUGUGGAUAUCUAUCAGAUUGCAGAUGGUUACAAAGCCAUUUCUAAGACUUGAGAGCUCCACUGAACUACAAUUAAUGCCAAACUGUCCAAAUGGAGUAAGUUUGGAACAGUAGUCAAUCUACCAAGGAGUGGAUGCACUCCUAAAAUAUUUCCAAGAGCAGUACGUAAAAUUAUACAGGAAGUAACAAAGAACCAGGAAUAACAUCUAAAGAAUUGCAGGCCUCUCGUUUCCACUAUGGUCAGUGUUCAUGACUCAACCAUCCCAAAAACAUUGGGCAAGAAUGGAAUCCCUGGCAGAAUAGCAUGGUGUAAACCAUUGGCAAUCAACAGGAAUAUCCAUUCUCAUCUUGAGUUCGCCAGAAAGCAUCUAGAUGAUCCUCCUGUGUUCUGGAACAAUUUGUUAUGGAUGAAUGACCUAAAAGUGGAACCUUUUGGCCAACGUGGGCCCCAUUAUAGCUGGAGAAAACCAAAUGCUGCUUUUCAAAGUAAGAACUUCAUAGUAAAUGAAGUAUGGUGGUUGUAGUGUGAUGGAUGCCUUGCUAUCAUUGAGGGAACUAUGAAGUCUGCUCUGUAUUAGAAAAUUAAAGAGAAUGUCAGGUCAUCUGUCCAUGACUUGAAGAGCAGUUGGGUUAUGCAACAUGACCAAAACCGAGAAGGAUGUCUACUUCACAAUGGCUAAAAAAAUUACUUUUGGAAUGGCCUAGUCAAAGUUACGACCUAAACCCUAUUGAAAUGUGUCAGCACGUGAAAUGUACAGCUCAUUGCUACUAAGUGGGGGUAUAACCAGCUAUUGAAAUGUACUUUCUCACACAGAGGGAUUGGGUGGUAAAUAUCUUUUCUUAAUAAAUAUAUAAUGCCUAUAA